Effrenium voratum is the source of this 158-nucleotide messenger RNA. The record is from the annotation of a GenBank genome assembly. Lineage: Eukaryota; Dinophyceae; Suessiales; Symbiodiniaceae.
GCUACGCGGGUCGGCAUGAUCGCCCACGGACAGACACGGUGCAGUGCGCCUGGAACGAGCCGACCGAGGUCGCGGAGGCCGUGAUCAGUGGUUGGCUUCUGCCAAAGUUCAGCCCCUUUACACCAACGACGAUUCGCCUGCCGGAGCUGACGCUGGGA